Molecule: messenger RNA, 3362 nt
Organism: Capsicum annuum
Lineage: Eukaryota; Viridiplantae; Streptophyta; Magnoliopsida; Solanales; Solanaceae
Product: protein CHROMATIN REMODELING 35
Exons: 7
Coding region: 313-3090 (925 amino acids)
Biological process (GO): gene silencing by siRNA-directed DNA methylation
Molecular function (GO): ATP binding; ATP-dependent chromatin remodeler activity
Source: RefSeq, a predicted model, not a curated record
CUAGUGAGAAAGAAUUAGAACAAGUUAACCACAGUACACAAGUAGGAAUAGGAACCUAAAAAAAAGAAAGAAGAAAAGAAAGGUGUGGGAGUGUGGGGCGAGUCGACGGCACCAUUUUCAACAAAGUGCCAACAACUCUCUCCAGGUUUGUUCAGUUUUUUAAUUUAUUUUCAAUUGAUUCUGAAUCAGUUUCUCUUUUUUGCAAAACCCUUUAUUAUAAUUAUAAUUAUAGUGUUCGAGUCGGCUUUCGUGUAACCCUUUUUCCGUACACUUUACCUUCUCCGAACCCACUUGUGAGAUUUUACUGUGAUAAUGAUGGACUUAGCAACUGACGGAUGGCGGGGGAAUUAUGCUAACCCAAUGGCGAAAAGGUUACAGCCGUAUAGCCCCAGAGAUUUAUUUCCCAAGGGGAUAAAAAAGAUGAAAUUUGACGAAAGUAAAAACCAGAGUAGCCCUACUGCUGCAACUAGUUGGCGGGAAGAAUGCGACCAUGAAAAUGCGAAGGUGUCUUCAAGAGUUUUCAACCGCUCUGAUCCUUUUACAAUUCCUAAUUUGCGUGAAGUGUUAGACUCCGGGAAGUUUGGAAGUGUCACCCGAGAGAUUGAGGACCUUAUUGCGCGGCGAAUGAAGUUAGUGGACUCUUAUUAUGCAAGUGACCAUUCACUCCCCUACAAAGUCUUGGAAUUGGAAAGGGAGAGUGAAGGGACUUUCAAGGGAAAUCAGCCUUCCCUCGAUGUGAUUGACCUAGAUGACGGGCAGGAAGCUGAGAAUAUUGCUUCAGGGCCAAUGAUUCCUUCUGCAUGUUUUGGACCUUCAGCUGGGCUGUUGGUUAUUAUUGAUUCAGAUGAUGAAGACACUCAGAAGGAGAUUAUUUCUCCAUCUCAGGGGAUGCAUUCUCAGAAGAAUCCUAUUUCUCCAUUCCAGGCGUUGCCCUUAAAGAAUGCUGUUCUUGACUUCCAAAUUAAGGAUUUUAUGGGCAGGGAUUACGCCGAAACACAGACUUCGAUAGAAGCUGUAAGUCUUGUUGGGGAGACUAAAAUAGAGAAAGAUAAAGGUGUUUAUCUCGGUGUGGAAGAUGAUGAUGAGAUUGAUGAUGGUGUCGAGCAGCCUGAUGAAGGUUUGACAGAGAUAUGGAAUGAGAUGUCAUUUGCUCUCGAAUUCGCAAAGGAUGUUGCUGCUGAACCUUCACCAGGUGAGCAUACAGAGGACGACGAGUGUGAUCAUUCCUUCAUCUUGAAAGAUGAUAUUGGUUAUGUGUGUCGUAUAUGUGGAGUCAUUAAGAGAAGCAUUGAAACCAUUAUAGAGUUUCAGUAUUCGAAGGCUGCCCGGAGUACAAGAACAUAUCAUUAUGAAGGUCGGUCAGUAAAGGAUAUAGGGCCUUCUGAACUCCUUCCUGAUGGCUUCAUUUCAUCUGAUGACAUUGGUAUGACUGAAAUUUGUGUUCAUCCGAGACACAGGAAACAGAUGAAAUCUCACCAAGUUGAGGGAUUUAAUUUUCUUGUUAGCAACUUGUUGAAAGAUAAAGGAGGCUGUAUCAUGGCUCACGCCCCUGGAUCUGGCAAAACUUUCAUGAUAAUCAGCUUCCUGCAAAGCUUCAUGGCUAAUAAUGAUAGAGCGAGGCCUUUGGUUGUGUUACCUAGAGGAAUCUUGGCUACAUGGAAGAAGGAGUUCUUGAGGUGGCAGGUGGAUGAAAUUCCCCUCUAUGACUUCUACUCGGUAAAAGCAGAUAAUAGAGCUCAACAGUUGGAAGUUCUGAAGCAAUGGUCACAGGAAAGAAGUGUUCUUUUUCUAGGCUAUAAACAGUUCUCAACAAUUGUAUGCGACAAUGUUGGUAGUGCUACUGCAGCUGCUUGUCAGGAGAUUCUGCUGAAGUGCCCAUCAAUUCUCAUUCUUGAUGAAGGGCACACUCCACGGAACCAAGACACUGAUGUUUUGACUUCGCUGGAGAAGGUCCAGACACGACUGAAGGUAGUGCUUUCUGGCACAUUAUACCAAAAUCAUGUUAAAGAGGUCUUUAACAUUCUUAACCUUGUGCGUCCAAAAUUUCUCAAGCUGGAGACAUCCAGAAACAUUAAAAGGACAAUCCUAAGCAAAGUGGCCAGCUCAAAUAGAAGGAACCUCCUGAAGAAAAGUAAUGACAAUGAUUUUUAUGAGCUGGUGGAGCAUACACUGUUAAAGGAUGACAAUUUCUCAAGAAAGAGUGCUGUCAUACUAGGUCUGCGGGAAAUGACUGAAAAAGUGCUUCAUUAUUACAAGGGAGAUUUUCUCGACGAACUUCCAGGAUUGGUUGAUUACACUGUCCUUCUAAAGCUCCAUCCUAAGCAGAGAAGUGAAAUUGCAGAGCUUAAGAAACUGGGGAGAAAGUUCAAAAUCAGUGCCGAAGGAAGUGCACUGUAUGUGCACCCACAAUUGAAGAGCCUUUCAAGAAACUAUUCUGUUAAAGAUAGAGUUGAUGAAGAGAAGAUUGAUCAGCUAUUAGAGAAUUUGGAAUGUAGGGAAGGAGUGAAGGCAAAGUUCUACCUGAAUCUGCUGCAGCUGUGCGAAUCAAAAGGUGAAAAAAUGCUGGUGUUUAGCCAGUACCUCCUGCCUUUGAAAUUCUUGGAGAGGUUGACUAUUAGUACUAAGGGUUACACUCUAGGAAAGGAAAUAUUUAUGAUCACUGGUGAUUCAGACUCAGACAGCAGGGAGUUUUCAAUGGAGCGAUUUAACACUUCAGAGGAUGCUCGUGUUUUCUUUGGUUCAAUUAAGGCAUGUGGUGAAGGAAUAUCACUUGUCGGGGCAUCGCGGAUUAUCAUAUUGGAUGUGCAUCUCAACCCAUCAGUAACCCGUCAAGCAAUAGGACGUGCAUUCCGACCAGGCCAGGAGAGGAAAGUAUAUACUUACAGAUUGGUGGCCUCAGAGUCACCUGAGGAGGAAGAUCACGCAACUUGUUUCAAAAAGGAGUCUAUUGCAAAGUUAUGGUUUGAGUGGAGUGAGAAUUAUGCUCAGCCCGAUUUUGAGAUGGAGACUGUCAAUAUCAACAACUGUGAAGAUUUGUUCUUGGAAUCAUCACGUCUUAAUGAAGAUGUGGUGGCUCUGUACAAAAGGUAGAUGUGAUUGGCUCCUCUAUUGCAGAUGUGGUCAUCUAACCAAUGGCAGAUCCAUUAUGCCAAUGAAAGAUUUAGAGAUCGUGGACUUAGUCGAGGUGCGCAAAAGCUGGCCCGGACACCACGGUUAUCUCAAAAAAAAAAUCUGACAGAAAAUGCUGUUUUAUUUUCAGACUGCAUGUUAACUAUCUGACAAUUAGCUUUGUCCAGAUUAUGUCAAAGUUCAAACUGAUUGUAAAUAUUUUUCCAUUUCCAAGACUUCUUGUUUUGUGCAAA